This is a messenger RNA of Paramecium pentaurelia, 2522 nucleotides long. The record is from the annotation of a GenBank genome assembly. Lineage: Eukaryota; Ciliophora; Oligohymenophorea; Peniculida; Parameciidae.
AUGCAAAUUUCUAAAGAGAAAAGAAUGGGAGCAAUGCUGACAAUUUUGUCUGUUGUAGAUUUUGGAUAUUGUUUUGAUAAUAUUACAUAUAUCACUCUAAUACUUUCUUGCGUACUUAUUUUAUGUAGUAUUGGUACUUAUAUUAUUCAAUAUUAGUCAGUGUGUUAUUCGCUAAUAAAAAAUUUUUAUCACUAAUAAUAAUCACUAUGUAUUAUGGAAAGGAAUUAACAUUAUAUGGACCAACUCUGACAUGGCCAGUAUUAUAUCUUUUUAAACUUAUUGGAUCUCAAAAAUGCAUUUUUUUAUUAUUAUUUUCUAACCAAAUAGUAUUCAAUUAUCUCGAUUCGUUAUGGGUUUAUAAUAUCAAAAGGAAGGAUCAUUAUUGCAUAUAAUUAACAUUCAUAUUAUUAUUUGAAGGUUAUUCCCAAUAUGUUAAAUAGAAAACUUAUUACCAAUGCAUACGUCUAUUGAUAAAGUAAUUUAAACAAGAAUUCGUUCUUUAAAUUUUUGAUUUAAAUUAAAGGAAUAUCACUGAAAAUGCUCAUUGUUUACCAAUUACAAAUAGGCUAUAAACGGAAAACACUUUAAUCGGAAGUCCUAGAGGGGAUAAAAUUAAUUUAAUUUAAGAUGAUAAGGACAUUCAUUAUAAAUUAUUCUUAAAUAAUGACUUAGGUUUUUCAAUAGAGUUAAACUAAUAACCAAUUUAAUAAUAAGUAACUUUUAGGUCAACUAAAGAAUUAUUAUAAUUCUUAUAAAAAAAUAACAAUUAUUUUAUACUAGCAAUUUAAAAUGAUCCACUUCUAAAUGCCAAAUUUUAAUAUUAAGUUAGAUACUUUUAAUUUAAAAAUUAACAAAUUUUGGCAUUUUAAAAAAUAGAUAAUUGUUUAUUUGCCAGAUAAAAUUAAAAGAUAUUAAAAUACAAACAAAACCUUAUUAACAUUUUUAAUCAUAAAUUAAAAACUCCUCUUAAUAGUGCUAUAGGACAUCUCAUUACUGCACAAGAAGAUAAUUAAAUUAUUGACUAAAUUAAAAAGUUAUACUUGUAACCAGCCCUUUUGAAUUGCAGAUUACAACUAUACUUAGUUUAAGAUAUUUUAGAUUAUUUAUCUAUUGAAAUUGAAUAAUUACCUUUGAUGAACAAUAAAACUAAUUUGAAAACUUUAUUAUUAGAAGUUUAUGAUCUAAUAGAAUUUUAGUGUAAAUUGAAAAACAUAAAUAUAUUAUUUAAGAUAAAUAAUGAAAACUUUAAAAAAAUAGAGACUAAAUCAUUAUUUGUUUAUACUGAUUCGAAUAAAUUGAUCAGAGUAUUGUUGAAUAUUUUAAAUAACUCUUAUAGAUUUACAGACGAAGGAGGUUGUAUCGUUUUGGAAAUUAGAUUGGAUUAGAUGAAUAAGAUUACUUAUUUUUCAAUAACCGAUAGUGGAUAAGGUAUGGAUGAAGAAUAAAUAAAGAAAUUAAAUUGCUAAUUGAAAUCUUUUGACAGCACAACCUUUAACAAAUUUUAUAAAUAAUAAGACAAUAAUCGCACAAUAAAAUUAGGAUUAAGUCUAUUUCUAGCUAAUAAACUUAUAAAAUUAUUGAGUGGAGAUAGCAGUUGCUUGUAAUUAAGGGUAUAUAAUAAUUAAUUACUCUUUACAUUUUCAAUUAGUGAUAUUCAUGAAAUCUAAUCAGCAAGUUCCCUUGGAAAAUCUAAACACAAUAGUUUUGUAAAAUAGAAAUCCUUAAGAGGGUUAAACAAUAUUCAAUUUAAUAGUUAAUCUAGCCCUAGAAUUUCGAAGUUUAAGUAAUGUUCAUAAAGAUAAAUUGACCUUAAGAAUUAUAAUUCUUUACGAUUAAUUUAUUAGUCUGAUAUUCAUAAUGAACCAUAACCUUAGAUUCCUAAUAGGAUUGCAAUUCAUCAAAACAAUCAAAAAUUUCAUCAUUAAAGAUAAAGAAUGAAAACAAAAAAAAGAUCUUUGGAUUAUUAAUUUAGAUCUAGGGCAACAAGUUUCAGAACUCAUCAAAUUGAAUAAAUUAUUCGGCCAGAAUAAAUGUAGUAAUAAUAACAUUUAAUUUAAAAUGAAGAAUUUAUUUUGAUAGUUGAUGAUGAACCUUUUAAUCAUGAAACUUUAUGUAUGAUGCUAAAAAAUAUGGGAUUUAAAAAAUUUUUAAAAGCCUUUAAUGGUUAACAGUGUCUUGAUAUUGUACUAGAAAAUCAUAAUAAAAUAUAUAUGAUUAUGAUGGAUAUUGAUAUGCCAAUAAUGAAUGGAAUUGAUGCAACAAAACAAUUAGAAGGUUUAAUAAGUAAUAAUACGAUAUGUUACAUUCCAAUAAUAGGAUGCACAGCUCAUGAAGACUAUGAAUCUCAUUUAUAAUGCUUUGACGCGGGAAUGAUACAUGUAGUUGUUAAACCUGUAUUUAUAAAAUCAAUUUAAGAGGCUAUUAAUAAAAUCUCUGAACUCAAAUCAAAUGAAACUAUUAAAGAAGACACAUCAUCUGAUGUUAUCAAUAGAAUACAAUCUUAAUCUUUUUGCUCUCAAUGA